CGUUAAGUAGCAUCGCACAUGUCACGGAUGCCUUCGGUGUCCUUUUAAGCGUAUUUACAUGGUUCUUAGCGGUGUGUGGAGUGGAGGCAACUCAGGGGGCUCAAAUUUCAUGACAUAAGUGAAAACCGAUCUGUCUUGACUAGGGAUGAGUUAACUUCUACUAGGGACUUCAGUGAAUGUGUUUGUAUGGACAACGACACCGAAUAAAUCACCUCUUCUGCCAUGUCGCUCAGGUUUCCGCCAAAGGCCCAAAGAGUUCCCUGAUAGGUCAGAGGAUCAUAGUCCCGUUUCCCCUGUGUCAUGGCUGUGGCCCGCCCACACAGUGACGGGCAGAGAAGAGCAUGGCAGAGUGGGGGGAUUUCCACAGCAAGGUGGCAGUACACACAAUCGCACAAGUGCGGACACAAAUAUCGGAACUAUUUGGACCGGUGUCCUGUACGCAGACAUCUUUCUGUCUGUUGACAGGCGUGUUGUUCAUCGUGGAGGCUGCACCUGUUUCCAUGUUCCUCAUUCGUCGUAGUUGUUUGAUAUUUUGAGCUGCUCCUGGACAUAUCAAAGAUGACUUAUCAUUGAAGCGCUUGUUGACCUUCUUCUAUGCAGCCCUUUCCGAACAUAUCAGCACCUGUUUGGAUUUUUCCGUGUGAAGAAAAAAAAACCUCUGCCGCCAUGAGAUAUACUAGUGGAAUACUUUAGUCAGACGCAGAAUGUCUACUUCUCAGCAGUUAGUAUCACCUCAAGAUAAGGUUGCAUGUUCAGAGAGGCCUGCGUCACUAUAGGGUUUCUUUUUCCAUACUUACAUAUAAAGAACUUUAUUGGAAAGAGUGUGUGUGUGGGUGUGUGUAUGUGUAUGUGUGUGCAUGUGCGUGUGUGUGUCACCAGGACCCUUUGACACCUGGCUAGUGGGUGUCUGCCAUGGGGUUAGCAUUUGAGGCGUCUCGUGUGUCACGCAAACUCGCCUGCCAAACCACCUACCCCCCACUGCCACACUAGCCCACACACACUCCCACCUCCACCCCUCUACCCCCUCCGUCCUCUCCGCCCCCUCCCACCACCUCUCUGCCAUUCCUGUGCUGACGCAGGGGGUCCCAGUUACAUUUAGGGAGGCUGCCCUCUUACACUGUUAAAGUUAUCCCUUCAUUGGAGCAGGCGCAGGACUGUUGGAUGGAGAGAGCAAGAGAGGCAGACUCGUUGCACACAAGGACAUACACGUUGACUUCUUCUUCUUCUUUGUCAAUGACUUAAAUCACAUCUCAGGGAGGUUGGAUAUUUGGCAAUCCACAGACCUGGUGGCAUCUGACUCACACGGAGGUGUGUCCGACGUGUACCGUGCGUUUGUUUAUCCGCAGUCGCUCUUCAUACGGUUAGACGCGCGCAAGAUUAGCCGUCAGUCAGCCAUGACUUCCCCGGAGGCCGGCGGUGCGGGCAUGGACUUUAUCCACGCCCGGAUCGAGACACUCAGCAGCAAGAUGGACCACCUCAUCAGCAUCCAGGAGAAGGUGCUCAGCCGUCUGGACGGCAUGUCUCAGGACAUCGACGGCAUCGAGAAGGACGUCGAGACCCUGAAGGUGGACAAGGAGGAGAUACAGCCACCAACACCACCAUCACCACCACCACCACCAGCAUCACCACCCCCACCACAGCAGCAGCAGGAAGACCAUCCCAGCGCGCACCAGGUGCAGGGCGCCAUGAAGGAGAUUUGCCAGGAGAUGAGCAGCAUCAUGUCGGUGGUGAGCCAGCGCUCGGAGCAGCAGGCCCGCAAGCUGGAGGGGAUGGAGAAGCUGGUGCUCAGCAUUCAGCAGGUGAUCAGCGUCAUCGGCGAAACCGUCAAGAAGUCCAAGAUCACGGAGCUCAUGUUCAAGAAGCCCGGCGGUGGCGGUCGCAACAAGGGGAAAAUCAUCUCCACGCUGGUGCCCAAGGGAAAGGAGAAUAAUAAAGGCAAGGGAACGGCAAAGAAGCCGGACAAGUUCAAGGAGCACAAAGGCAAAGAUGGAAAGGAUAAAACCAAAGAUACUAAAGCAAAGAAGAACAAGAAGUCUCCAGAUGCACAAGACUGCUUCUCUGUGAAGAAGCAGGCAUUGCUGCUUGAGGAGGUCCAGAAGCUGAACAGAGAGAAUACAGAAAGGUUGGCCAUCACCACAGCCCUGGACCUGGAGGCCGGUACCGCAGAGCUCAAGCAACAGGAUGUACCAUCCAUGCCCAGCGCUGUGGACUUCAUCCUGGAGGUGGCCAAGGAGGCCCAGGAGGAGGAGGAGGAGGCGCAGGAGGAAGCACCAGAGGAAGGUAAAGGGCCCGAGGAGGAGGAGGAGGUGCUGAAGAUGAAAGAGACAAAGGAGGACGAGGAGAAGAUGGAGCAGGAGGUGGAGAUCCCAGGAGGAGCAAAGGAGGAGGCGGCAGAGGAGAAGAGCACGGAGGCAGCUGAGGAGGAGCAGAAAGUGGAGGAGGAGCUCAAGGAGGAGCAGGAGGGAGAUGAGUCCAGUGAGAGGGCCUCAGAGUCUGAGAGCGACUCUGCCGAUGCACCGCUACUUGAACGCAUCUCUGUCCAGAGCUGUGAGCCGGAGUCAGAUACAUCGCUCUCGGACGAGGUGUCCACCAGCACCAAGCGGCGCGUGACAGAGGAGGAAGAGGACCACGAGGACGAGGAGGAGCACAAGAAGAGCCGUGUGGAGGUGCAGCAGGAGGGGGCCAAGGAGGAGGAGGCGCAGGGCCAGGGGGCCGGCCAGGAGGGGGAGACGUCGCUAGUCGGUGUCUUCAAAGCCGACGGAGUGGAGUUCGAGGUGGACUUCAGUCGGCAGAAACCGAAGCGCGACGAGGAUGAGGAUGAGGACGGGGAGCUCAUGGAUGAGCAGUUCUUCAUCGACUGCACUCCCCCACCACCUGCUCCCUUUACCCAUCGGAUUGUGUCUGCCAAGCCGAGCCACAUCAGCAACUUCUAUAGCAUCAACAGACAAGAAAUUAUUGGAGGGGGUCGUUUUGGUCAGGUGCACAAAUGCAUAGAGAAUUCCUCUGGACUCACUCUCGCAGCCAAGAUAAUCAAAGCCAGAAGUCCAAAAGAAAAGGACAUUGUGAAGAAUGAGAUUCUUGUCAUGAACCAACUGGAUCAUGCCAAUCUCAUCCAGCUGUACGCCGCAUACGAGUCCAGGACUGAGAUCAUCCUCGUCCUGGAAUAUGUUGAUGGAGGUGAACUCUUUGACAGAAUCAUUGAUGAAAACUACAAACUGACAGAGCUGGAUUCAGUGGUGUUCAUCAGGCAGAUUUGUGAGGGAUUGCACCAUAUGCACAGAAUGUACUUCCUCCAUUUGGAUCUGAAGCCUGAGAACAUACUUUGUGUGAGCCGAUCCACAAAUAAGGUCAAGAUCAUUGACUUCGGACUUGCAAGAAAAUACAACCCCAGAGAAAAGCUGAAAGUGAAUUUUGGUACUCCUGAGUUCUUGGCUCCCGAGGUUGUCAACUACGACUUUGUCUCGUUCAACACAGACAUGUGGAGCCUGGGAGUCAUCACCUAUAUGCUGCUCAGCGGCUUGUCCCCGUUCCUUGGGGACGAUGACAGCGAGACGCUUAAUAACAUUCUCCAGUGUCAGUGGAACUUCGAAGAGGCCGAGUUCAUUGGCAUAUCAGAUGAGGCCAAGGACUUCAUCUCCAAACUCCUGCUCUUCAACAAGGGCUGGAGGAUCGGUGCAGCUAAGGCUUUGAAACACCCGUGGCUGUCAGACACGGCACUCCAUCACCGACUGCAUGAACAGAAGAACAUGUGUCGUUCUCGCAGGAACUCAUGUGUGCCCCCUCCUGAGAGUUAAGAGUCUUUGGAGAAACUCAAGGGCUCACUGGACCAAUAAGCUGUACUUCUGUACAUUAGUAGGAUUCUAGGACAUUGCUUUGGAAGACCACAGAUAGCAAUGCACAGAUCACACAUCAACUAAGCUAUGGAUUUUUAUGUUUCACUCACCCUCAAUGGUUACAAGACAGAAGACUGAAGAUGGUCUAGAGCUAGACUGAAGUUGUAGAAUUACCCGUCACACAUGUUGACUUUAGGAGUUAAUGUCCUAUUAUUUAGUGUUUUAUUGUUCAUAAUAAUAAUGACAAUAAUAAUACUAAUAGCAAUAAUAAUAAUAAUAAUAAUAAUAAUAAUAAUAAUAAUAAUAAUAAUAAUAAUAAUAAUAAUAAUUCCUUGGUCAUUUAUACCGUGGUUUGGUAACACUAAUUUGAUCUUUGUAACUUGAAUACAUGUAAAGUAAUAGUAAAUACUGUAUAUAACAGCAAAGAAGCAUGUGUCAGUCACAUUAACAUCUUGGAGAGUAACACCAACAUGUUGUUUUUGAUGUAAAUUAGUGUAGAACUGAGAGUGUGUAUGCUACACAAAUAUCAGCUAUUGGAACAAUAUUUGAAAAAUAUGGGGAAAAAUUCUAGUUACAUCGUACUGUGCUGUUUAUGAUAGUGUUUAUGAUGUGAUGUUUAGAUAGUGUCAAGGCUGUUGUCCUUCUGUCUUAGAUGCUAAGUUGGGGUUGUCUAUGUAAACUACCUUACUACAUUGUGUAAAUAUUCUUUUCCUGUCGCGUUUUGACCACAUUUCCCCUUGUCUUUUUUUUGUAUUAUCCUUGCUCCUUGUGAGCCUACGUAGAGCUUUCUUCUCAUUGCAACAGCCCUGGAUAUUUUUACAGAAAUACAGCACAAAACAUGUUAUUCUCUUUUCUCCUUUUCUCUCUCGUAAAUCUGCGGUAGUUGUCACAAUAAUGUAUGUUAACAUUAUAUGAGCCAAUUUUAUUAAGAGUAGGUAUUCAUAGAACCCUUUUUUCAUACAUUUGUUUCCCUGUAUGUAACUUUCUAUGUUAUGUGUUUUUUUUCCUCAGCACAUUUUCAUGGUAGUAGAACUGUUAAUUUUGUAGAAAUGCAAUAUUAUUUAAAUGCCUAAUUUACAAUAUCUUUACUCACUUGAUAGAAUGCUUGAGCUGAAACUCGGUUGCGUGGGGUAUUUGUCAAUGUGAAAGGAAAAACAAUUUAAGCGUGUUUUAUUGUUGAUAUAAGCUGUGGUCUGUGCACUUUAUUAUGUUAUUUUUUUAACACUUUACAGAUAAUCCUAAAUCACACAGAGUUUAGAAUAAAUACACUACUAGUAUAUUUAUAUUAAAAGAUUAAUUUUAUAGGCCUGAUGCCGUGUUACUUUCUAGGGAAAAAUACUUGUGUGUACAGAAUAAGAAAAAAAUAUUUUUACUUUAUAUUAAAAUGAUUAAAGUCUUA
Engraulis encrasicolus (European anchovy) is the source of this 5232-nucleotide messenger RNA. RefSeq names its product myosin light chain kinase family, member 4a (gene mylk4a). The record is from RefSeq and is a predicted model, not a curated record. Lineage: Eukaryota; Metazoa; Chordata; Actinopteri; Clupeiformes; Engraulidae. Gene Ontology annotation, molecular function: ATP binding; myosin light chain kinase activity. Gene Ontology annotation, biological process: protein phosphorylation. The transcript is spliced from 14 exons. The coding region runs from base 1395 to 3794 and encodes 799 amino acids.